UACUCUUCUGUCUAUAUAUGGUAUUAUCAAGGGCGUAUACAGUAUUAUAAUUAUACUCACUACUUUUAUAGCUCGUUUAUAGCUAGAACCUUCACUAGAAGUAUUGUAUACCUGUACUGAGCUGUAGCUGCAUAAACAUCUAUUAGCCAAUGUGAUGAAUUGUUUGCUGUGGAAGUCAGUCACUUUCCUGAGCCUGGUUUGGGCUGUUAGAGGACAAAGUCAAGUUAAUGGAGACCUGAGGCUGGUAGGCAACUCAGGCCUAACAGGAGUCUCCUCUGGCAGACUGGAGGUCUAUUACAGUGGACAAUGGGGGACCGUGUGUGACGACAGCUUUGGUUCAAAUGAUGCAAGAGUGGCUUGUCGUCAACUAGGGUUCUCAACCUAUACUCAGUAUGGACAAGUUGGAACAUUAGGUUUCUCCCAAGCUUCAUCAACCACUCAGACAUGGCUGGACAAUCUUGGUUGCUUAGGAACUGAGAGCAGACUCAUUAAUUGCCCUGCUAACACUAUCGGAUUUGAAGAUUGCUCCCAUUUUGAAGAUAUUGCCUUGAUCUGUACUGAAAACUCUUCAAGUGGAGACCUGAGGCUGGUAAGUAGCUCAAGCCUAACAGGAGGCAGACUGGAGGUCUAUUACAGUGGACAAUGGGGGACAGUGUGUGAUGACAGCUUUGGCUUAAGUGAUGCAAGAGUGGCUUGUCGUCAACUAGGGUACACAACCUACAAUCGAUACGGAACAGUUGGAACGCUAGGUUUCUCCGAAGCUUCAUCAACCACUCCGAUAUGGCUGGAUGAGCUUGGUUGCUUAGGAACUGAGAGCAAAUUAAUCAACUGUUCUGCUAAUGCUAUCGGAGUUGAAGAUUGCUCCCAUUUUGAAGAUGUGGGCUUGGUCUGUGUUUCGGAUGGAGACCUGAGGCUGGUAGACAGCUUUACUCGAAUAGGAGGCUCCUCUGGCAGACUGGAGGUCUAUUACAGUGGACAAUGGGGGACAGUGUGUGACGACAGCUUCGGUUCAAGUGAUGCAAGAGUGGCUUGUCGUCAACUAGGGUUCUCAACCUCUUCCACUCCACGAUAUGGAACAGUUGGAACGCUAGGAUUCUCCCAAGCAUCAUCAUCCACUCGGACAUGGCUGGACGAGCUUCGUUGCUUAGGAACUGAGAGCAAAUUAAUCAACUGUUCUGCAAACCCUAUCGGAAUUGAAGAUUGCAGCCAUUCAAAUGAUGUGGCCUUGAUCUGUGUUACUACAACACCGACUUCUUCAACACCAUCGACCAGCUUCUCUGGACUCAGCAUUGGACUGGCUGUUCCUGUCUUCAUCAUCAUAGUUGUGGGUGUCGUCUUGUUCUCUGGUUUUGCAAGGAGACGACGUCGUUUGAGACGCCACCCACACAGGAUUCCUGUAGUCAAUAACGCCACAUCGACAGCUGUAGUCGUCACUACGUCAAAUACACAAAAUACAGCCUAUCCUGUGCAGCAACCCAUGGAUCAAAAACCCCACUAUUCCCCACAGGCCCCCCCUCAAAAUAUGCAACCAGCAGCUGCCUACCCGACUGGACAAUAUACUGACCCCCAGUACCAUACAUCCUAUCCUCAGCAACCCCCAGCCCCGUAUCCCACAUCCUACCCUCAACAACCCCCAGCUCCAUAUCCCACGUCCUACCCUCAGCAACCCCCAGCCCCUUAUCCUCCUGGAGAACAACCCGCGUACACUCAGCAAUCCCCAGCCCCUUAUCCUCCUGGAGAACAACCCGCGUACACUCAGCAACCCCCAGCCCCUUAUCCUCCUGGAGAACAACCACCUGCUCAGUACCCCACUGAACAACCUCCUGCUCAGUACCCCACUGGACAACCACCCUCUGCACCGUAUUUGUAUGGCGGAGAAGCCCCUCCAGCAUAUCCGAACUAAGUAUGGGGACUGCCCACUGUGCAAAUAGAAUAGUGAAUUGAAAGUAUCGAACUUUAACACAAAAUUAAUUACCGUGACUGUAUAAUUAUGCUGAUGUCUCAUCUUAUGUUAUUUUUGUAGACACACACGGUACCGUGGUAUAUAAAUUUAAUGCGCAUUAA
Molecule: messenger RNA, 2064 nt
Organism: Halichondria panicea
Lineage: Eukaryota; Metazoa; Porifera; Demospongiae; Suberitida; Halichondriidae
Product: soluble scavenger receptor cysteine-rich domain-containing protein SSC5D-like
Exons: 8
Coding region: 155-1903 (582 amino acids)
Cellular component (GO): membrane
Source: RefSeq, a predicted model, not a curated record